Messenger RNA from Stereum hirsutum FP-91666 SS1, 1227 nucleotides. RefSeq lists its product as uncharacterized. The record is from RefSeq and is a predicted model, not a curated record. Bases 662 to 1057 code for a protein of 131 amino acids. The transcript is spliced from 5 exons. NCBI's taxonomy places the organism in Eukaryota, Fungi, Basidiomycota, Agaricomycetes, Russulales, Stereaceae.
CUUGAAGUCCCUCCUCCUCCCACUCCUUCCCAUCUAGCGUCACCGUCUACUCUCUCUCGGAUGGCUUGGCCGCGAACGACCCACGCCUUGAUCAUUGCCGUCGCCAUCGCUCCUCCAGGUCGUUGCAACUGCUUAAAUGCUGCCCACCUUCAGUUGAGUCGUCUCAUUCUUCACUAUGCGUCGCUCAUGCUUAUCUUUCGUAGAGCACUGUGAGUGCUGCCGCAUUAAUAUUGAUGCAACAAUUCCCAUGAUCCGGCUUUCAUGUAUCUGGUGAAAGGAAUAUGUCUUUCGACUACGUAGAGCAUCGGGUUCCGAAGCAGACGAUUAUACCUUCGAAGUUUCUCGGUUUUAGGCCGGGGCAGGCUAUUGUCUAAUAGUUCCAGGUUUGGUCCUUCGGUUUAUCAUCAGUCGUCGUCCUACAAAGAUUUAUCGGUCAUGACUCAUUUUGCUCAACUCUCGUCGACGUCUUUCGACAAUCGGCAUUCAAGCCGCCCCUAUAUCGCUCUCGACGACGGUCACUCCCAACAGCACAGAUCAUACAGACCUCGUCACUACACGUGCGGUGACAGUCGUGACUAGUCACGCCAUACACCGCCGUCCGCGAGUCCUGUACUCGGAUCGUCGACAGCGUCCCCAGCAUCUUACCCUUUUAAUCGCAAAAAUGUCUGCCGCGAACAACUUUGGCUCCUUCAUGAACUCCCUGGCCUUCUUUGGUGUGGCCUUCAGGAUUGGUUCUAAGGCGCUGCCGCGCACGCAGAUGGAGAAGCUCGCGAAAACGCUGAAGGAGGCGAGAAAGGCGUGUGGAAAGGCGAAGCAGCUGCAGCUUGAUGUGGCGGCUUUCGAGGCAUCUUUUGUACGUCUCGAUGAUCAGCGCCGCAUCCUCUACAUCAAAACAUACUCCAUGACCUAUCUCGUUCUCUCUGUUGAUUACCGCUUCAUCUUGACCUACGAGAUUUAUGAGGCCGCUUGUGAGGCAAACCGAUUGAAGCAGGACAUCAUGUCUGCGAUCCGCCAGAAAGAAUCCGGCGUCGACGCGCAUAUCGGAGAGGCUGUUUGACGUUGCAGGCAAUGAGCGUCUGUGCAGGGAAAGUGCCGAAGUGCCCUUCUCUGUCUUGAUUCUCGUUUCCUUCUGCAACUCGAAUAUUUCUCGGAAGAUGGACUGGGUCUUGGAUGGUCUCAUAGAACAGUUUUGCUUCGUACUGUGCUUUGAUGUAUCUUGAAUAAAUG